Molecule: messenger RNA, 450 nt
Organism: Lampris incognitus (smalleye Pacific opah)
Lineage: Eukaryota; Metazoa; Chordata; Actinopteri; Lampriformes; Lampridae
Product: receptor activity-modifying protein 1-like
Exons: 4
Coding region: 1-450 (149 amino acids)
Biological process (GO): intracellular protein transport; G protein-coupled receptor signaling pathway; cellular response to hormone stimulus
Cellular component (GO): signaling receptor complex; membrane; cell surface
Molecular function (GO): coreceptor activity
Source: RefSeq, a predicted model, not a curated record
AUGGGUUUGGAGCGCAUGACGCUGAUGCAAGUGGGACUUGUGCUCUUCCCUUUGAUUUGCAGCCUCCUGCUGGUGUCUGGCUGCAGCAGUGGUUCCUACGAGUCAAUGAUCAGCCAGCUCUGCCUGGCCAGCUUCAGACUGGACAUGGCUGGUUUGGAUCGAGCUCUGUGGUGCAGUUGGCCUCACACCCUGGAGCCGUAUGAGGGACUGACCAACUGCACUUACCAGGUGGCGUUGAGGAUGGACUGCUUCUGGCCCAAUCACGUGGUCGACCGCUUCUUCAUGCAAAUACACCACGAAUACUUCCACGACUGCCCGCUGACGGGCCGGCUUAUCCACGACCCGCCGAUCAGCAUCCUGGGCCCGUUCAUCGCCGUGCCUGUGUUGGUCACGCUGCUGGUGACGGUGCUGGUGGUGUGGAGGAGUAAGCAGAGCGAAGGGGUUCUUUAA